Molecule: messenger RNA, 1242 nt
Organism: Fusarium vanettenii 77-13-4
Lineage: Eukaryota; Fungi; Ascomycota; Sordariomycetes; Hypocreales; Nectriaceae
Exons: 2
Coding region: 1-1242 (413 amino acids)
Cellular component (GO): mitochondrion
Molecular function (GO): (S)-2-hydroxy-acid oxidase activity; (S)-2-hydroxyglutarate dehydrogenase activity
Source: RefSeq, a predicted model, not a curated record
AUGCUGCGACCACUGGUGAGAUCUGUGACGUCUGACUGGCGAGGCAUUCAGAAGCUCAACUUUAGCUCGACAUCAGUAGCUAGGGCGGAUUUCACUCAUGCUGUUGUAGGUGGAGGCGUCGUCGGCCUCGCCAUAGCCCGGAAGCUCGCGCAGCGCGGCGACAACUCGACCGUCCUGAUCGAGCGCCACAACGCCGUGGGCACCGAGACGAGCUCUCGAAACAGCGAGGUCAUCCACGCGGGAAUCUACUACGGGCCUUCCAGCCUCAAGGCGAAGCUGUGCAUCCGCGGCAAGAACCUGCUGUACGAGCUCUGCGAGAAGCACGACGUCGGCCACCGCCGCACUGGCAAGUGGAUCGUUGCGCAGAAUGAGGCUCAGCGGGAAGCCCUCGAAAAGAUUCAUGCGCUGUGCGAGAAUCAGCUUGGGGUUCCUACGCGGUGGGUCACCGGUGAAGAGGUGAAGCGUGAUGGUGAGGGAGUUAAGGCUGCUUGUGCUCUUGAUAGUCCAACCACGGGUAUCGUCGAUUCACAUGGACUCAUGAUGUGUCUCUUGGGACUGUUUGAGGAAGCCGGCGGUGUGGCGGCUCUCAACUCACCCGUCGUGGGUAUAAAACCCCUCGGUGCUCAACCUGGCAGUGAAGGUUGGGAAAUUGAAGUCAAGGACGCCUCGACCGGUGAGACGUCGAGCAUCACAGCCGAGACUCUCAUCAACGCGGCCGGGCUCGGUGCCGCGACCAUCCACAACAUGAUCGUGCCGGAAGACCGGCAGCAGAACCUGUACUACGCCAAGGGCAACUACUUCUCAUACUCUGCAUCGCACCCGCGCAUCUCGCGCCUCAUCUACCCGGCUCCGGAGCCCGGCGCCGCGGGGCUCGGCACGCAUCUGACGCUCGACCUCGCGGGCCGUGUACGCUUCGGACCGGACGUUGAGUGGGUCGACCGACCUGAUGACCUAGCCGUCAACGCGACACGGCUCCCGCAGGCGAUAGUCGAGAUUCAAAAGUACCUGCCUGGCGUCAAGGCUGAGGACCUUGUGGCCGACUACGCCGGCAUCCGACCGAAGUUGGCGGAUCAGGGCGCCGUGCUCAAGGGCAAGGGGUUCCACGACUUUGUGAUCCGCAGGGAGGAGGGUUAUGAAGGAUGGGUGAACCUACUAGGCAUCGAGAGCCCCGGAUUGACGAGUUCGCUAGCCAUCGCCGAGGAGGUCGAAGGACUCGUAUACGGCAAGGAACAGUCACUGUGA